AAAACGGACAGACGAAACAAAACUAAAUUAAACAAAAAGAAAAAAAUAGAAUAAUGUGUUUAGGUUACAGAUGCGUCGUUACGAGGAAACGAAGCUCUGACAGAGAAGCCAUUUUCUCCAUUUUUGUCAUCUCUUCUAAUUUCUUCUAUUUAUUCCAAUUCUCCAGUAACGAGGAAAAAAAACUCACAAAGUAGAUUAUCCGUAGAUUUUAACUAAUUUACAAAAAUCUGAGCAGGAACCGAAGAAAAGGACUAUUUUACCCUUUUCUUCUUCCUUCUCUUCUUCCACCACCACGAUUUCUUCUUUUUUUAUUAGCCGCCGAAGGUUCUCCUCCGGCGCCAUUUUUUCUAGAUUUAUUGUUUCUCUUUAAAGAUGGGAACUGAAAUUAUCCGGCCUCAAAAUUGUUUGGUUGACCGGAUGAGAGAUUCUCCGGCAACACUUUUUAACUCCCGGAAGAAUCAUUUUCACCGGAAACCACCUCUCCGACCUGCCCAAAGGAGAAGAUUCGGUUCUGAUGAAUUCAGAACGAUGACGAAGAACGUUGUUAGGAGAAGAGGAGAGUCUUUCGAUUCAUUUUCAAACAUCAAAGUUCGGAAGUAUUCACCGGAGGUUUCUGCCGACGAUAUUUAUGCUGGAUCAUCCAUUUUCGUUGUUUCUCCGGCGCCGAGCUCGUUACCUUUGCCGUCGUUUUCGAGGAAGAAUGCGAAAAGUCAGAUUGUUGUCGUUUCCGUUGAUGACUCGGCGUCUCAAGAUCUCCGGCGACUUCUCCGGCUAGAGUUUUGAGAGAAUUAAUUAAAACGGAAAAGUUACCGGAAUCGUCAGUUAUUUAACGGUUAAUAUAUUUAACUGUUUCUAUAAUCUUCUUAUCCUUCCUUUGAAGGGAUGGGUAUGAAAACGAUUGAAUAAAAAGUACGGGGUCGGAUUUAGAAAUUAAUGUUAAAAAUUAACUGACUUUUUUCA
Messenger RNA from Arabidopsis lyrata subsp. lyrata, 960 nucleotides. RefSeq lists its product as uncharacterized. Bases 373 to 783 code for a protein of 136 amino acids. The transcript has a single exon. The record is from RefSeq and is a predicted model, not a curated record. NCBI's taxonomy places the organism in Eukaryota, Viridiplantae, Streptophyta, Magnoliopsida, Brassicales, Brassicaceae.